Molecule: messenger RNA, 3018 nt
Organism: Hyaloperonospora brassicae
Lineage: Eukaryota; Oomycota; Peronosporomycetes; Peronosporales; Peronosporaceae
Source: the annotation of a GenBank genome assembly
AUGGAGUACGAAGUCAUGUGGGGCGACGGCCCGUUGGGUCUGACCCUCCGUCCCGAUCUGGGAGAGGACAUGCCGCCUGUCGUGGGUCGGAUCACGCGUCAGGACUCGGCCGCUGCCAUGGCCAAAGUUGCCGUAGGCCACAUGCUCGUGAGCAUCAACGGCAUGGAUACGGCCCGUCAGGGCUAUGAUUUUGUGGUCAAGACGCUGCAGAAGAUCCCGCGGCCCGCCACGCUGCGGUUCCGUGUGCCACGGGCCAUCACAGGCAGCGCAGGUGUGUACCGUGACUCGUCACGGAGCUCUUCGCGUCAAAGUCGCGAUUCGACGGGCACAUCGUGGUCGGAUUCCGGCAAGUCGCCGUCCAGGGUGAGCGCGUCAACGUCGUCUCGUCGACGGGAGCAAUAUACAGUGGUGUGGACAGAAGGUCCAUUGGGGAUGAUUCUCCGUCCGGAUGACGACGACUGUCAUGUGCCUUGUAUCCGUAAAAUUACAGGCAAAGGAGCGGGCACAGGCAUGGAACGGGCGACGGUGGGUGAUGUCUUAGUGGCCGUGAACGGCCAAGAGACAAAGUCGCUGGGCUUUCGCAGCACGAUCUCGCUGCUCAAGACGAUUCGCAAGCCGGCAGUGCUCAAGUUUAAGCGUAUGGGAAGGCGCAUAUCACGCAAGAAAUCGGCGCUCGAGUCGUCGGGAGGGAGUCGUAGCGUGAGCGGUGGCAUUCCCAGUGACAUUGGCUCGUACGAUAUUGUGUGGCGGGAAGGCGAUCUAGGUCUGAAGCUCAAGCCGGGACAUCGGGACAUUCCAGUGCUUAGUAAGCUGACGGGAAAAGGACAUGCGAGUGGCCUUCAGAACGCACAAGUAGGUGAUGAACUUGUGUCGGUCAAUGGCACGCACGUGGAAGGAGAGACUUACCAGGACACGCUGCGGAUGCUGAAACACUCGCCGAAGCCAGCGGUGCUUCGCUUUCGCCCUGGAAAGACCCGGCGCGAGUCGAUGAUGUCUGUAGCAUCGGUCUGUUCGGUCCGCUCGAACCCGAGCACAGAGCGGGAAGUGACGAGUGUUGCGAGUCGCCAACAUGUGCCGUUAUACGACGACGUGCCUGCUCCUCGCAGAUCUGCUGACGCAUUGCCAAUGGUCAGACCUUUGCGCCCUGAACACGAACGCUCUGACCGUGACCGCUCCAGCCGUGACCGCCCUGGCCGUGAACGUGGGCGCUCCGAUCAUGAGCGACAGAAGCGAAAAAAGCGCAUUCCAUUGAAUGUAGCACGUGAGUUGGUAGCAGCGUCUCAAGGCUCGGACUUGGAUCAUGCUAUUUUUGCUGGCAUUCCUAUCACUGCCAUCGAGGAUGGCUCGAAGGAAGCGCAUUUACUUCGCGUUCAGGCGAAGCUUUGUAUUUCAAACCAAGCGAAGGUUGAGCGCAUCACGCCUGCGAAGGAAGCGCUGUCGCGCGCAGAGCAGGAGGCUAGGGUGCUCCAAGAAGCCCUUGAAAAAGUGAAGAGUCAGGCGAAGAAGUACGAAGAGAUUUUGGAGGCACAGUCACGUGAGCGUGUACUUGCGUUGGCAGUGCGGCACAAGCCAGAAGAAGUGGUGAAACGCCAGAACAAUGUGAUCAGCGAGUUGGCAGGUGUGAUCUCGGGUUUCAAGCGCGACUCUUAUGGCGAUGUGGAUAUCGUUCCUCCCGUGGUUGAAGAGGAUAAAGAUGUACAGAAGAUUAUGGACGACUUGCACAGUGUGAUGAGCAUUCCGGUGAUUGUGCCAACCGUGAAGUUCUGUGCCGAGUGCGGUACUACCGAGAAUGAGUCCAAGCUAGAUCUGGACGACGACGGCGAGUAUUACUGCAAAGACUGCUGGGACAAAUUCCUAAACAUGUCUGGAUCUUCUCCAGCUGAUGCGUCAGGGGCCGAACGGGUUGAGCAAUCGACUGAUUCACCAUCUGUGUCCGUGCACGAUGCACCACCACGGCCUACAAGUUGCGUGGUCGCCGAAGACCGUGAAGCUGAAGAGCAAAAGGCACGUGUGGAAGCAGAACGUAAGCUCAUGGAGAUUAAGGAGCUUCGCCGGUCAGGAUCGGUUGUGCCUGAGCGACAGUUGCACAAGACCAAUGCGGAGCGCUCACGGCGAGAGCGUCGCGGUCUAGAAGAGCUUGCUCAGGCGCUCCUUGAAGAAGAAGAACGCGCUCGUGCGGAGGGCAACCUUGGACUGGCCAAGAAGCUGAGUGCCCAGCGUGCACGCACGAUGGCCGAGACGUCCGGCGAAGGUUUGCAUCCGGGUAUCACGUCGUUUUCGUCUAUGAGCAGCCUGCUCGUCGGUUCGGAGGCUGAGCUUAGAAAUGGCGAUGACGAUACCACCAAAUCCAAGCUGUCGUCGUCAAUGCAGAUCGGUUCGCCGCUGACGUUCAGUCGCUCCGUUAGCGCAGCGCCAAGUGUGCCGUCUCAAGUGCCCGUCUCCGUGUUGCCACCCCUUUCGCCCGAACCUGCGUUGUCUCCUGUUGCCGCAGCGGAAGAUGAGGCCGGAGGGGAAGCUGGAGGGACAGAAGAGGAGGAAGCAGAAGCAGCUGAGACCGUCGCGAUGGAAGCCGCUAGUUCGUCGUGUGCGGCUGCAGAUGCCACCGCGUCUUCGUCCGGUGGCAAUGACUAUGGAGAUGUGAACUCAGAUGAAGAGGCAGAGGAUCAGAUGCACAUGGACGAUGAAGAAGACGUGCUCCGGGAGGUGGAGGAGAAGAACUUUGCGCUCGCACGGCAGCUGGACGAGGCCCACAGUGUCAUUGAGCGUGCGCGCAUGUCGAUCAGCAUGUCCGGGGACGACGACGAUGAGGAGACGACUGACGGCUUGAGCGACGAGCAGAUUAGUUUAUUUAAGAAACUAACGAGUCAGGCGGACGAGCGCAUGUCCAUGGUGGACCGUCUGCACCCGCAAGACGACUCGGACUCGGAUUCCGACUCGAACUCGGAGGAGGGAGAACAUGACGAUGACGAAGAGGAGGAGGAGGAGGAGGAGGAAGAAGACGAAGGCGUGUGGAUUUGA